This is a messenger RNA of Colletes gigas, 1060 nucleotides long. It is a transcript of the gene MED22, whose product is annotated as mediator of RNA polymerase II transcription subunit 22. The record is from RefSeq and is a predicted model, not a curated record. Gene Ontology annotation, biological process: regulation of transcription by RNA polymerase II. Gene Ontology annotation, molecular function: transcription coregulator activity. NCBI's taxonomy places the organism in Eukaryota, Metazoa, Arthropoda, Insecta, Hymenoptera, Colletidae. The transcript is spliced from 2 exons. Bases 554 to 976 code for a protein of 140 amino acids. Gene Ontology annotation, cellular component: mediator complex.
UAACAAACUUUUAUGAAACAAAAUCAGUACCAUUAUAUUGCAUAUUUCGAUCAAACAAUGUAUACACAAGCGUGUUAAAAUGAAACAAUUAGUAUUUGAUAAAUAAUCUGUUUAAUGGAUUCAUAACCUAUUACAAAGUUCAGGCCAGGUUUCGGUGUGCGACAAUUAGAACCGUAUAUACUGUGUCGAAGGGUUAAAUUUGCCUUUAUGUGGCACGAAACUAUCACGAAAUGUGUUGUAAGCAGAAUGAAAGACAGUCUCGAAUUAUGAGCAGGAUGUGGACAUUUGUGUAAUUGUUACUUAGUCACGAAUCUCACGAUUGCUGACUGAAACGACUUGCCUAACACAACACGCAAAGUCUGUGAAACGAAUCAAGUCUGAUAUCUUUUAUUCCGUACAAGUUACACUGUACUUCGUGAAAUAGAGCCUUUUAUCGAAUGCCCGGUCUAUCGUAUACUUCUUUGGUGGUACUGUCAUAAAUGGGUAUAUGUUAGGUCCCAUGUUUUGAUCUGGUACGUUUUUAUGAAGAAACAGUGCUCAUUUUUCCAAAAUCAUGGCUGCACAACGAGCAUUGCCACAAAGCAAAGAAGCUUUAUUAAAAUCCUACACGACGAGAUUAAAAGACGACGUGAAGUCGAUGCUGGAGAAUUUCGAAGAAAUCAUAAAACUAGCCAAAGGAGAAAGCGACUCGCAAUUGUCUCGGAUGACGCAGUGCGAACAGGAUACGUACGAGAUGCACGUAAGAGCAGCGAAUAUCGUACGUGCGGGGGAAUCUUUGAUGAAACUUGUUUCCGAUAUAAAACAAUACCUGAUACUGAACGACUUUCCCUCCGUGAACGAAGCGAUAGCGCAAAACAGCAAAUUGUUUCGGACGAAACAAGCGGAAUGCGAUCAGAAAUUAGCAUCAUUGAGGGACGACAUGGCUGCUGAUUUGUACGAUUUGGAAGAAGAAUACUACACGUCUAUAUACAAAUAACAAAAACUUUUUGUUCUCAAGGAUGCAUGAUCGUGUACUUGUCGCUGCAUGGACCAUACCUUGAACCGAAAUGUGAUUGGUUUG